GCGAGGAAGGGGCGCAGUCCCGGUCAAGGGCGGGAGUCAGCAGGCAGCACCGGGGCCGCGGCGCACACCCUCUGACGGAUCUUCCGCGCGCCGGUUCCGGGGCCCUCCAGGUAGUUGUGAUCUCAAUUCAAGAGGAAGGUGUGAUAGCAUGGCGUCUGUCUGGGUUGGACACCGAGGGACAAUGAGAGAUCAUCCAGGCUUUAGCCCAUCUGUGGAUGCUGAGGCGAUUCGUAAGGCAGAGAAAUUGGAACUGAUGAGAAGACGCACAUCAGCAUUCUGACUGAGAGGUCGAAUGCACAGCAGCAGCUGACUGUUAAGGAAUAUCAAGCAGCAUAUGGAAAGAUGGCAGAACCUGUGGACCCAAAAGGAGCGGUUGCACUGGCAGGGACGAGGUGGACUUCGGGUCGCCAUGGGAGACUCUUGGUGGAGCACAGGCAAGAGUUGGGGCGGGAGGACCUGCACCACAUAACAAAUACCCACCAGCUCUCAGAUCCUCGAGGGUUGUAGGAGCACCGAGACAUUCGAGCUGGGAAAUGAAGACUGUGAUAGGGCAGAGUGAGACCCAAGCUUCCCCGGGCAAUGGCAGCGUGAGCAUCUGUCCAACUGCCAAAAGAUGAGAGUUGGCAUCUUACCAGAAUGUUUGGAGGGACAGGAUGAGAGGCGCCUGGCCAUUGGCCGGAAGCGCGUGGCGGGGGAGGGGGGUUGCGGAAGCUGCCUCGUGAUUGGCCCGGGCCACGGGGAUGUCACAGGGAGGCAUUGUGACUUGAGGGCAAGGCAGUUAUAAAAGCCCAGUGCUCCGACCAUCUCCCAGACGGAGGAUAUGGCUUUUCAGCUGUUCCUGCUCUUGCUCUUCAAGGUGGUGUCCUCUGCCGCCGUCUCUGCGCCUGCACAUGGCAUGCCCCAGGCCCACUUGUCCUGCCCCGGGCCUCUCACCCACACUUGGUGUACCACAUUCCUGUUCGCAUCCAGCUUUGAGCCCCUUUGCGGGCGGAUGAGCCUACGCACCCGCACCCGGCGCCUCCUCCACCCGCAGCCCUCCUCGGGCCUGGCCCAGCUCCUCAACACUGUGCUCAGGUUCUACAACAGGGGCUUGGACAUCUGGAACCAGAACCAAGCAGACCCCCACACGGAGGGGAAGCACCCCUCCCAGCCCUGUUGGCCAAGAGACCUGGACAUGUGCCAUGCCUCCAACUCCACACUGCACAGAAGGCAGCUGGCCACCCCUCCUCAGACAUCCAUGGACCCCAGAUCCAAGAUCUCCACCUUGGCCCUCCUGCUACACAAAGGAGAGUCACAGACUCACAGGGCGAGUUCCUGUACCUCCUGCCCACCUCCAUGCAACCUCUCAAAGGGCUCUCCAGCCCAUGUGGCACCACCAGCCUGGGUGAGGCGACUGGUCCAGUUAGGGCCACCAGUCCUGGCAGGGCCAAAAGUCCAGGCAAGGCGACCAGACCAGGUGAGGACACCAGCCCAGGAAGGACCAGCAGCCCAGAUGGGACCAGUGGCCCUGGUGAUGCCGCCAGCACAGGUGGGACCAACAGCCCAUGUGGGGAUGUUUUCCCAGGCAGGAGCAACAGCCCAGGUGGGGCCACCAAGCCUUGCGGGACCAAUGGCCCCGACAGGGACAGCAGCCCAGGUGAUGGGGCCACUAGACCAGGCCACGACUCCAGCUGAUGCCAGGCUACCAGCCCAGGAAGGCCCAGCAUACCAGGUGGGGCCACCACUCCAGUCAAGUCCACCAGCCCAGAUAUGUCCGUCACCCCAGGCGAGGCUACCAACCCAGGUGGGGACACCAGCCCAUCUGGUGCCACCAGCCCAGUCAGGUCCACCAGCCCAGGUGGGGCCAACACCCCAGGUGUGGCCACCAGCCCAGGCAGGGACAGCAGGACCGGUGAAGAUACCAGCCCAGGCGGAACCAACAUGCCAGGCCAGGCCAACAGCCCAGACGGGAACACCAGCCAUGACAGAAACCCUGUGGUCACAGCUAGGCUUUGGAAACAUUGAGAGUUUGCUCCUUCUGUUGACUCGCUGUGCUCUGGUGCUGCUCUUUUCCUUCUGGACAUUUAUCUCAUGCAGAGAGAUAAAGGACUACCGUGAGUUCCAACAAGAGCAGUUGGCAGAGCUGGGGAAAGGAUUGAAGAUGAUGGGUAAAGCCCUGGGAGAACUUGAGAAGACACUAAAUACAGAAAGAGAACAUAAAAAACAUCUUUCCAAGGAGCUGUCUGAGCUAAAGGCAGAGCUCAGAAUUUCUGAAAAGGAAACAGAGAGAUGGAAAAAGCUGUUUUUUCUAUUGUCCCGGGCACAACACCUUUUAAAGGCCUUCCCAGAAGAUGCAAAGGGGCACUGUGCGCAGGUGGAGCAGGGCCCUUAGAGGCAGGCCCAGGCCUGGGAGCUGGAGAGUUUCUUCCUCCCUGUGCACGCCCCCUAGAGGGGGAGAAGAGGGGUGGGGAGG
Molecule: messenger RNA, 2452 nt
Organism: Phacochoerus africanus (Common warthog)
Lineage: Eukaryota; Metazoa; Chordata; Mammalia; Artiodactyla; Suidae
Product: neurofilament heavy polypeptide-like
Exons: 5
Coding region: 821-2371 (516 amino acids)
Source: RefSeq, a predicted model, not a curated record